Molecule: messenger RNA, 849 nt
Organism: Arachis ipaensis
Lineage: Eukaryota; Viridiplantae; Streptophyta; Magnoliopsida; Fabales; Fabaceae
Source: RefSeq, a predicted model, not a curated record
AUGGCUGUGAUAGCCAACCUGGCUGACCGAACCUCUGUUGCGACUUUGCAAGCUGUACAGAGGUUCGGUCAACCGGCGGAAAAUAGAAACGGAAAUGGAGAUGGGGACAGUAAUGACUUAGGAGGUACGACCAACUCAACUGAAGCGGACAACUGGUUCCAAGUCAUAAAGCGCGCACUACAGGCUCAACAUGUCCCGGCUAACCAAUACGUGGAUUUUGCGGCCUAUCAACUGUUAGGAGAGGCACAACAUUGGUGGCAAGGAGAGUGCCAGUUGCUACAACUUCGAAACGCCGAGAUUCCUUGGGAUGUAUUUCAGACGGCGUUCUAUAAGAAGUAUUUUCUAGAAUCGGUAAGAGAAACUAGAGAGUUAGAGCUUAUGCAGCUGAAGCAAGGCUCAAUGUCAGUAGCAGAGUACACAAACAAAUUUGAAGAGCUCUGUAGGUUAGGUUCUCAAGGGUAUGUCAGGGAGUCCCUAAGUCAUAUGAGAGUUGGAAAUGUAUCAAUGAACAAAGCCCGAGUGGUGGAGGACUGUGCCAAGAAGGUAAUUGAGGCGAGAGAAAAUCGAGGUUAUACUAACAACCGAGCUCGUGGAGAUUACCUUGCACCAAGGGGAAAAAACUUUAAAAGAGAUGGGAACUUCAGAGGAGAAAAUGAUGCUCAGUUUCACCAUAGGAGGGAAGGUCGUAUGUGUUUUACUUGUGGGAAGCCGGGACAUAUAUCCAAGUAUUGUCGCUGCGGGAGGAAUCGAGAUGAGGGUCAGAAUCAACAGCCAGGCCGUGUGUUUACCUUGGAUGCACGUGAUGCGACGGGGUCGGAUCCUCUGAUGAGAGGUAAGUGUAUGCUUUGA